UCCCCUGCAAAAUAUAAAGCAUCUUUUGAAUUCUCCGUUGAGAAUUAGCCCCCUUUGCUCAGGCUGUCCUCUCCCACUUGGAGUCUAUUUUGAGUGAAGGCUAGAUUGAGCUCGAGGGUGAUUUAUUUGUAAACUGGAGACUUGAUGGUGGGCAUUUCCAAAACGGUUUCUUACAGUUCCUGAAUAAUUACGCAGGGGAAGGAGGGGAGGGGGUUAUGGAGCGUUAAGAGCCGUAGAAGCACCUUGAGCGGCACGCUGCUGCCCAGAACGAGAGCAGAGUGCUCGCUUUCCCCUUCCUCCGCAGCCGCUCCGCCCUCCGCGGCUCCUGCCGCGGUUUCCCAGCGCCCCGCGCGGCGGCGCUCGACUUGGCCCAGCGCGGCCCUGGGGAGGAAAGGCGGAGACGCCGCCUCAAGUCCCGGGCGUUCCCCGCGAUGCCGCUGCUGAUUAACGGGGAGCGGAUUGAUCUGACUCGGCUCACGAGAGGCGUGAUCCGCGCCCACCCGCACCUCGAGGAAAAGGCAAAGCUUCUAAGAAGUCAGCCUAUCCAAAUCGUGGAACCCAAAGGGCUUCUGUAUGUCCAGCAGAGAGAAUUUGCAGUGACCACCCCUCAGGAUGGUUCUGUGUCUAUUCUUGGAUCGGAUGACGCAACUACCUGCCAUCUUAUUGUGCUCCGACACACAGGCAGUGGAGCCACGUGCUUGACGCACUGUGAUGGAUCAGACACAGAAGCGGAGGUGUCGCUCAUCAUGAGUUCAGUAAAAUCUUUCUCUAACACCACAGGUUAUGGAAGGCUGGAAGUGCACCUAGUUGGAGGUUUCAAUGAUGAUAGGCAGUUAUCACAAAAACUUACUAAUCAGCUUCUUAGAGCAUUUGAUCUCCAACCAGAUGAUGUUCAUUUAGUGACUUUCUGCGUAACAGAACUAAAUGACAGAGAAGAGAAGGAUAUUCACUUUCCAAUCAUUUAUGGAAUAGCUGUGAAUGUAAAAACAGCAGAGAUUUUCCCUGCAACUUUUCCAGAAAAAGGGCCAGAUGAGGAUUUGCGUUCAGCCCAUGUUUUAACAGGAGCAAGACUGACUAACAUCUAUGAUGCAAAGACCGAACAACUACACAUUGGACCUUAUUUUUGGAGGCCUUUCCCACAUGUGGAUUUCUGGUUGGAACAAGACGAUCACCAGAUUUUACAGAAUCUUUCCACAUCACCCUUAGCUGAGCCACCCCAUUUCGUUUCCCACAUUCGAUCUACGUUAACAUUUUUAAAAGAACAUCCAUUUCCAUCUCAUUCCCUGUUUCCUGAUAGAAAACCUCGCAUAUACAAAAAAAAUGAAGAAGGGUUAUGGGAACUGGUUUGUUCUGACAAGAUCUAACCUGGAACCCAACACCAGGUGCUUUAAGGAAGCACAGCAGUGCCAGAAGAACAGCAAGUUGUUGCAAAAAGCAUGCUGCUGGUCAUGUAUAGUACUGUUCCUAUGCUUUUCAAAAUAAAAUGUUUCAACAGGA
Numida meleagris (helmeted guineafowl) is the source of this 1497-nucleotide messenger RNA. RefSeq names its product N-terminal asparagine amidase (gene NTAN1). Gene Ontology annotation, biological process: ubiquitin-dependent protein catabolic process. Gene Ontology annotation, cellular component: nucleus. The coding region runs from base 432 to 1364 and encodes 310 amino acids. NCBI's taxonomy places the organism in Eukaryota, Metazoa, Chordata, Aves, Galliformes, Numididae. Gene Ontology annotation, molecular function: protein-N-terminal asparagine amidohydrolase activity. The record is from RefSeq and is a predicted model, not a curated record. The transcript has 10 exons.